AUGGUUAUUCUUUUCUUGCGCAGUCAGAUAUCUGUCCUUGCAAUACAAGAACACCGAGUUGUGCAUGAUGAAGAAGUCAAGAUAGAGAGGCACAAGAAGGGAGUCCACCUAAUAACAACUUCAGCAUGGAGAAACAGAGCACAAGCGUCUACAGGAGGAGUGGGAUUCCUGCUGACAAAACAAGCCUUUAAUGCAGUUAGUCUUAUCAAGACCUAUAGUAAGCGCUGCAUGCUUGUGUCGUUGGACGGAAACCCAAGAUUAACCAUAAUCUCUGUGUAUAUUCCAACGGAAUCCGCAACUGUCGAAGAAGCCGAAGCGUUUCACGACUGCUUGAGAGCAGCAGUAAGGGAGGUCCCCUCUCAUCAUCAAAUUCUUGUAAUAGGAGAUCUUAAUGCUCACCUCAGCAAGUUGAAUGGUGAAGAUACGGGAUGGUACUGGCAUCAAGUGACCAAUCGUAAUGGUCAUCUGCUCAGGGAUACACUGCUGGAGGGAGAGUUAGAGGCGACGAAUCAUCGUUUUCAGAAGAGUCCUGGUAAGCAGUGGACUCACCUCUCAGAUGGAGUACUAACUAGGAGCCAGAUUGACUAUGUCCUGUAUGGAAAGUUUAUUGAAGCAGUGAAGUAUGCAAAUAGGAAGCAUCUUCCGCAUAAACCUAAGAAGCGGUAUGACGAUCCUGCCAACGACCCACGAGUAGAGGAAGCCAGAAGCAAAUUGUUUGCUGCCAAGGAGACCUACCAUGAUCUGGAUCCUUGUGAAGACAACAGACAGACAGUUGCCGAGGAGAAAGACACUCUCUCUGCAUGCUACCGUACUGUGGAGGAAGAGCUGCUUAAACAGAAAAUAAGAAAAGCUGAAAACGCAGCCGAUAGAUGCAAGAACAAAGAGAGCUGGAAUCUUGUUAAUGAGGUCAGUGGGAGAAAGAAUAAGCCAUGUGGUCUUGUAGAAGGAGGUAGUAGAGAGGAUAGAUUGAGAGCCUGGAAAAACCACGUUACCAAGCUACUUGGACAACCUCCAGUAGUUCCAAACGAAGAAGUGGACAUACCAGUCGUACAUCCACCACAAAACAUCAGUGUGGAUAAGUUCACCAAGACCGAACUGGAGGAGGCUACGAAAUCGAUUAAAGAAGGUAAGGCAUUUGGAGAGGAUGGAGUUGCCCCUGAAGUACUGAAGAGGGUAGAUGUUGAUGAUUUGAUCCUUGACUUCUGCAAUAAAGCACUAGUUGAUGGCGAUGUUCCUGACCAAUGA
Molecule: messenger RNA, 1245 nt
Organism: Bolinopsis microptera
Lineage: Eukaryota; Metazoa; Ctenophora; Tentaculata; Lobata; Bolinopsidae
Exons: 2
Coding region: 1-1245 (414 amino acids)
Molecular function (GO): catalytic activity
Source: RefSeq, a predicted model, not a curated record